Molecule: messenger RNA, 1511 nt
Organism: Corylus avellana
Lineage: Eukaryota; Viridiplantae; Streptophyta; Magnoliopsida; Fagales; Betulaceae
Product: mannose-1-phosphate guanylyltransferase 1
Biological process (GO): GDP-mannose biosynthetic process
Molecular function (GO): mannose-1-phosphate guanylyltransferase (GTP) activity; GTP binding
Source: RefSeq, a predicted model, not a curated record
GAAGCCAGCUCUGGUUAGCCUUGUUGGACUCGGACUCCACCACAUUUCUUAGUCAGCGAGAAACUCUUAAACCUCACAACUCAGAAGCUUAGGUUUUGUCAUAUUCCUCACUCUCACGGAGAGCCCUCUUCUCAGUCCCGGCAGAACUCUCUCUCUUUCUCUCUUCUCUCUCUGUUUGUGAUAUAAGGAUUUAGGCUGCCAAUAUGAAAGCGCUUAUUCUUGUUGGAGGUUUUGGAACACGGUUGAGGCCUUUGACCCUCAGUGUUCCAAAGCCACUGGUUGAAUUUGCCAACAAACCCAUGAUACUGCAUCAGAUUGAAGCUCUCAAGGCUAUUGGAGUAACUGAAGUGGUUUUGGCCAUCAAUUACCAACCAGAGCUUAUGCUGAAUUUCUUAAAAGAAUUUGAGAAAAAGCUUGAAAUCAAGAUCACCUGCUCACAGGAGACUGAGCCUCUUGGUACAGCAGGUCCUCUAGCUCUGGCAAGGGAUAAAUUGAUAGAUGGCUCUGAUGAGCCUUUCUUUGUCCUUAACAGUGAUGUUAUAAAUGAAUACCCACUAAAAGAAAUGAUUGAAUUCCACAAAAGUCAUGGAGGGGAAGCUUCCAUUAUGGUGACCAAGGUGGAUGAGCCGUCAAAAUAUGGUGUGGUGGUUAUGGAAGAAACAACUGGGAAAGUGGAAAAAUUUGUAGAGAAACCAAAAAUAUUUGUGGGCAACAAGAUCAAUGCUGGUAUCUACUUGUUGAAUCCAUCUGUUCUUGAUCGGAUUGAAUUGCGGCCCACCUCAAUUGAAAAAGAGAUAUUUCCUAAGAUUGCAGGAGAGCAAAAGCUGUAUGCCAUGGUCUUACCUGGGUUUUGGAUGGACAUUGGACAGCCAAAGGAUUAUAUUACAGGCCUAAGACUGUACCUGGAUUCCUUAAGGAAAAAAUCCUCAGCAAAACUGGCCAGUGGAUCUCACAUCGUGGGAAAUGUUCUUGUUGAUGAGACUGCUGUAAUUGGAGAUGGAUGUCUAAUUGGACCUGAUGUAGCCAUUGGUCCAGACUGUGUAAUCGAGUCGGGGGUUCGGCUCUCACGCUGUACGGUAAUGCGCGGAGUUCGAAUCAAGAAGCACGCUUGCAUCUCCAGUAGUAUCAUUGGAUGGCAUUCCACCAUUGGGAGGUGGGCUCGAGUAGAGAACAUGACAAUCUUAGGAGAAGAUGUUCAUGUUGGUGAUGAAGUUUACAGCAACGGGGGUGUUGUCCUGCCUCACAAAGAGAUAAAAUCUAGCAUUUUGAAACCAGAGAUUGUCAUGUGACUCUUAUGGUCAGAUACGGUUCAGGUAUCUUGUGUGUUCAGUACAUUAAUUUGAUCUGAAAGUGUUAUAAAGUUUUUUUUAGUAAAAAAAAAAAAUCUUUAGCUGUAAUUGCUAACUCCUAUUUUGAACAGCACAAAGACUAUUAUGUGUUUGUACUUGCUGUAUACGUUGUCCGGGAAUAUAAGAGACUUUAAUGGCAAGGCUUUCAUGACAUAGAGAUGA